AUGGAUGGAGUAAAACGCAGCUUCCCUGGCGCUUUCCAAAGCGCCAGCGCCAACGCCAACGCCAACGCCAACGCCAACGCCAACGCCAAUAUGAACAUGUCCAUGGUUUUCCAGGUCUCUGCCGCCGAGUUCAAUGAGACCCGCCAGGAAAUCACAAAACUGGUCUUGAGCCAGCAAAAAACCUUACGCAGCAUGCACGUUGUGCUCGGCGCCUUUAGUCUGGGUUUCGCCACAAUCAUGGUGAUGCGCAUCCUGUACGACGGCUGGAGGGCUGCCAAGUUGAAGGUGCUUUUGAGGCCGAGGAAACUCGAAUGGUUGAGAUCGAUACACACCGCCGAAGUCUUCCCACUGGCUCUCGCCCUCGGGUUGAUGGUUCAGAUGGUCAUCAUGAUUGCUGUGCAGUCUGGAAAUCUCGAUCGAUUCUUUGAACACAGCUGCCGUGGUGUUGUUCAGAUCGUCUUGCCUACUGUCCUUCUCGUCGGCUUCGUGAACCUCGUCUUCGGCAUCGAGACUACCAUUCGUGCAUUCAAAGGGUCGAUUCCGCGAGGGAAAUGGACCGUCACCGGCUGUGCCUUGGCCAUUGUUGGAUGUCUCCUCGUCACAUGGAUACCCACGAUUGUCUGGCCCGGCAACAACCUGUGUUUUGGAGAGCUCAUCUGGAUCCCCUUCGCCUAUCGCCGGGUCCUAUUACCGCUACUUGCCGUCUUGCUCGCCGGCUACAUUGUUUCGGGCUCACUCAUUACCCUCAAGCUUCGCUACGACCCCAAUUUUGAUGCCGACGAGAGAGUUUCGGCGUCGAGGAUGGUCUGGUACUUGAUUUUUGCUUUUGUUGAACACGCCUUGGUUGUUCCGUUUUUUGUCCAAGCCUACCUCAUGAACUUCGACGAAAAGUUUACAAGCUCUCGAGUCGCGGAGAUCGCCCUAUUCUCUUCUGGAAUCUUCAUCGCAUUCCUUCAUCUUUUCCUUCGCGUCAACAUGACCCGCAUGAUCAUCAAACCUGUGGGCGUUCCGUGGAAGCAAAACAAGAGGGCCGUCCGCCUCCGUCUUUUCGGCCCCAGUGACCUGGAGAUGACUAUCAGCAGGCCUGUGGGCGGAGCCAAGGACCGCGCUUAUGCCAUGCAAGACUACUACUCCAACAGGCCAGAGAAGAGCAGCUAUGACUUCAGUUACAAUUCUCCACAAACCUCCCGGCGACCUUCCGACCCUGAGGCGACCUACAUACCCCAGCUCCCUACCAUUCUCGUCAACCGCGAGUCCAAACAGUCAAUCGGAUCAAAACUCUCCGCCUGGCCACUUCCUCUCGAACCCUUGAAGAAGACUACCCUCGCCAGUAGACACUCUCGCAAGCCGUCUGGAGACAAGCGAACCCCGACCUAUACACUCUUUCCCAACCGAGCCUCCGUGGACGAAACCCCGCGUCUUCCCGCAACCGUCUACAACCCUUUCCAACCCUCAAAUGCUCGCGACAGCCGCAAGCCUUCAUUAGACACUGGAAGACGGGGAGCAUCGAUGGCGCCGUCCGUGACCGACGUGGGUGAGGCAUACCGGGGCCUCCUUCCUCCAAUGCCUCCGUUCGCCCGCCCCUCAUCCCAUCGCCGCGACAGCAGCCUGGACAGCAGUGCGACCGUUCAAAUUGGUCUGCGACUGUCGAUGGCGCCCGCCGCGAUGAUGGGUGGCAGCAGCAGCAACGGCAUCAACCGCCAAUUUGCUCCUCCCCAGUUGGCUCCUCCCCAGUUGGCUCCCCCCCAGCUGGCUCCUCCACCACCAGUGCGGGAAUCAACCCGAUCCGCUGAGAGCCUGGGUCUCUCAGUACCCGGGGCUACACCAGCUCCUCUUUUCGCGUCCAAGCCACUCGGCCACACGCGGCAGCAAUCGGCCGGUACGCCGGGCCCAUCAGGGCCUCCACCGUCGUUGCCUCCGCCUACACCAGCGUCGACGGCGUCGACGGAGACAAAGGGGGCCGAGAAAGAGUCUGGGCCUGCUAUGUCUGCUGCGCCUGCCCCGCCGUAUUCACCGGCAUCCACACGCUUCCAGGAGGACGAGGAGUCGAACGACGGCAGCUCCGAGUACAGCGGCGCGCCUUCAUCGUUUGAGUCUUUCACCAUCCUCAACCCGCAGAACAGCCAACGCUACCUUGAGAGCGCGCGCAACAAGGUCCUCCCCCCUACGCCGCCGGCAUCGGGUGCGGAGAGGGGCUGGAGCGGUGGCGGAGACAGGCAAAGCACUGCAACCCCCGUGAGCGCUGGCAGCCCGCAGCGCGUCAGGGCGGCCACACCACCGGAGCGCACAGCUUCGCCCAGAUGGGUGGAUCUACGCAGCGGCACCAUGAAGAGAAGCAACUCGGCGGCGCGCAGUGGCAUGCCCGAGGCGCCGGCACAGCAGUGGAUAUGA
This is a messenger RNA of Diplodia corticola, 2391 nucleotides long. RefSeq lists its product as uncharacterized. The coding region runs from base 1 to 2391 and encodes 796 amino acids. Lineage: Eukaryota; Fungi; Ascomycota; Dothideomycetes; Botryosphaeriales; Botryosphaeriaceae. The record is from RefSeq and is a predicted model, not a curated record. The transcript has 4 exons.